UCAGCUGAGAGCUCUCCACUGAAGGGGCGUUGUGUGUUAUUUUUCAUUUUUUUGUGAGAUUAUGCCAAAUACUUCACCUCAGAGGACCAGUACAUGUGUGUUCGUGUGUUUGUGGGCCACGGCGGUGCUGGUUGUAGUGCUAGUGGUGCUGCUGGGAGGAGAAAUAGCCCCCACCCCCUGGACGCACAUCACUGUACAGGGCACCAAGUGUGUGAGUGAGCCGGUGCAGGGCUGGUUCUUCCCCGCUGGCAAGCACGGCUGCAUCACCGCCAUUGACUCCACCAAUCACAGGAACAGAAAACUCAAGGAGAUCGCCAGCCACCCGGACAAUAUCCAUUAUUCGUUUCAGGUCCCGUCGGUGGAUGCAGGCGGUGGGUUCUCACGAUGGCAGCGGAGGCUUUAUGCUGUCCUGCGCCUCCGCCUCCUCCACAUCGAUGCAGGUUAUUUCUCAGGACACAGCAGCCGGGUGACCCUGAAGACCUCCCUGGGGUACACCACCACCGGGGAGCUGUACCGUCCCAGCCUCAUCGCCAGCAGUUACCAGGAACGCAAACUGUCGUGCAACUCGGUCAAGCGUCACGUCUUCCAAGGCCAAACCUUCGACUGCUCCCCUCAGGUGCUGGCCGUCCUCUUCUCCCUGCAGCACGACCGGUACCUCCUCAACCUGCUCAUCCCCACCAGGAGGGAGGACACCAAUGAGUUCACCAAUCGCAACUUGGGACGUGUGACAGAUGUGUAUGUGACGUUCUUCAGCCAGGCGGUGUGGUACAUGCGGGUGCUGAUGGCGUUGCAGGUGCUGUUCUUCCCUGUGGUGGCUGUGCUGCUGUGGAAGUUCAGGAGGAGCGUCGCAGCACUGGAGCGUCCACCUAACCAUUUGGAGUGCGUUCUGGCCCUCCUCGCCAUGGCACUGCUUACCAUGAACUGUCCCGUGGAGGUGGCAUCCUUGGUGGUGGAGUGCCCCUGGCUGGUCGUGGUCAAUGAUGUGAGGAAGAACUUUUUCUAUGCUUCCUUCAUGACCUUCUUUCUUUAUCUUACUGACAAACAUCUAGAGCCAGGACGAGUGUGCCCCCAUGCCAAGAGGGCCAUUAACCUGAGCAUCCGGUCCGGCACGCUGGCCAUCAUCAUCGUGGACAUGACAGAGCACAUCGUCAGCAUACAGAACCCCCUGGCAGUCACUUAUGAGCCCAUGCACCUCAGUAUGUCCAUGCUCAUGUACGCUAUGCUGGCCUGCUACCUCGGCUGCAUCAGUGUGCGGACCUGUGCUGCCCUGGAUGCCAUCAGGAGGAAGGGCGUGGCACAGGAGGAGGAGACGCGGUGCCAGGAGGCGAUGGUGCUGGUGCUGACUUGGGUGGUGUUCUGCCUCAGUGCUGCAGACUUUGUGCUCAAGAGGCUUCAUGACGGAAUGUGGAUGUGGGAAUACAGCCUCGGAGAACUUGAGAUAGAGAACACUGGUGGCUUCUUGCUGGGGGUGUUCUGCAUGUGGAACGCCUACACCUGCGUGCUGCUGGUAGUGUACACCCCCCUCAAGAAGGCGCCCGAGCCAAGAGGUCAGUCUGUGGCAAGAGGAUUGGGUCAGGUCAGGCCAGGUCAGUACAGAGGUUUGGAGGGUCGCUUUUUGAUGCCCAUUGAUUCCCCCGCAGUGAGGAUAGACAUGUCGCGGGUGGUCGGUGUGCCGCUGAGGGCCAGGCAGUCCCCCUCCUUUGUCGACCUCAGAGUUACCACCUUAUGAAGACUGGUGGGUGUAGAACCAUAGAACCACCACUGGAACCUCGAAACACCCACCACACGCAUCACACGCAUCACACUCACCACACACACCACCUUGUCUAUCCAGCGUUGAGGUGUCUGGGCCAGCAAGCAUUCCAAUUAUCCCUCCACACCACUGCCACUAGGAAUGUCUCAGGCUCUCCACGCACACCCAGAGCCCACAAGGCCCCAUGAACCCCGGAGCAGAGGUAAGGCACUCCUUGAAUCGUGUGAAGCCUCCUUGAAAAAUCGCACUGGUCUCAGGAUUUCACAGCAUCUCGGGUUAUCAAAGGGUGUUCCUCAGUGUCCGGUUUCAAAGUUUGGUGUCCUGUUGUGUUUUUGUGAGUAAAUGAUUGACGAGGUUGUGUGUGCCUGUGUUUGAGAGUAAGGCAAGGUGAUGUUAUGUGCUUGUGUGUGUUUUUUGUGUCUGCUUCUUGGAUUGGAUUGACUGUGAAAGGUUCCAGUGAGAGUUGUUAAGGUUUUCAAGGGUGUUUUUGGGGUGUUAGGUAUAGUUCAGCUAAGGGUUGUGUACCUCCAACAGGCUCAAGUGGAAGUUUUAAGGGUUUUCAAGGGUGUUUUUGUGGUUCUAGGGAUAGUUUAAUGGUUGUGUACAUAUUAAUAGCCUUUAUUAAAAUGCAUUAAGGUUUUCAAGGAUUGAUUUGAAUUUAGGGAUAGCUCAACAUUCAUUGCACAUUUAAUAGACUCAAAUGGAAGCUUUGGGGGUUUUGAAGUGUAUUUUCAUGGAUGUCAUGGAAGUUAUUUUUUUAUAUGAGGGAAAAACUGGCCAAGGACAACAAAAACUAAAAAAAAGAUGGUCUACUUAAUUGCCAGUCCCCUUACAGGUUCAAUAGAGUUAGCCAAAAGAAAAGGAUAAAUCUCUUGAAGCCUCCCUCUUAAAUUUGGUCAUUAAUGGUAGUUUUUUUUGUAUUGAGCAAAGAGUUAUGGGUGUUUCCAAGGGUGUUUUGAUUACAGCCAUAGUUAAACAUGAAUUCUACACUUGGAGUUAGGUUGGAAUGUAAGUUAUAGGGUUUUAAGAGUGUUUUUCUUGAUGUUAGGGACAGUUAAGUGUGGAUUUGCAGUUUGAAUAGUCUUGAAUGAAAUUUAUAGAGUUUUUCAAGGGAGUUUUCUUGAUUUUAGUGGUUAAACAUUACUUCUACAUUUUUUAGUAGGUGGGAAUGUAAGUAAUAGGGAUUUUUAAGAGUGUUUUCAUUAAUCUAGUUAAAGGAGCAGUAUACAUUGUCUGGGUAGAAAAACACCCAUGAAAACCUAAACUAACCAUCUCUGUGGCCUUUGAAAAUGGUCUUGAUGAGGCUGAACCACUGCAAGACACAGGCCUGAGUGGAACCAACAGACCAGUUCAUCACUCCUCAACAUUUCAGUGUUGGCGUUUAGAGGAAAGUUUUGCUGGCAGACUGAAAACAAAGACCGACUCCAUUGAUAUAUUUUCAUAACACUGGAACUUCUCAGCUCAACACCAGAAGAGAGAGAGAGAGAGAGAGAGAGAGAGAGAGAGAGAGAGAGAGAGAGAGAGAGAGAGAGAGAGAGAGUUCUUUUCCACCCCUGUUCAUGUGUGUAUGUAUUAAAAAAUAACUGAAUAUUUUGAAAGAACCAAUUACUUAAUUUAUAAGGUAUUUAAUGGAGGUGGAGUAAGUUGGGAUGAUGUUUCCAUGUGUGAGAGAGAUUUUUCUUUUUUCCUUUUCUUCCUUUCCAUGUGUGUAUAUAUUCAGGAUCCCAUGCCAAAAAUAACUGAAUAUUUUGAAAGAACUUAAUUACUUCAUUUGUAAAGUUUUUAAUAGACAUGGAGCAAGAUGGGGUAAUGUUUCCAUGUAUGAGAAAGAGAGAGGUUCUUUUUUUCUUCCUGUUUAUGUGUGUAUGUAUUCAAGAUCCUAUGCCAAAAAAAAAAUAUUUUGAAAGAACCAAUUACUUUAUUUGUAAGGUUUUUGAUAGACAUGGAGCAAGGUGGAAGACGUUUCCAAAUGUGUGUGGCUAUUCACCUCUUCAGUACUGGGACACAUAUUUACUACGAGUUUUGAGUGUACGAUUAGACAAUUUUAUUUACAUUAGGAAAAGUCUAUGGAGCUCAGAAUAAUAAUGCACAAAAUCCUCACUAUUUUAAU
Molecule: messenger RNA, 3863 nt
Organism: Portunus trituberculatus (swimming crab)
Lineage: Eukaryota; Metazoa; Arthropoda; Malacostraca; Decapoda; Portunidae
Product: protein wntless-like
Exons: 10
Coding region: 62-1729 (555 amino acids)
Biological process (GO): intracellular protein transport; Wnt signaling pathway; Wnt protein secretion
Cellular component (GO): organelle membrane; endomembrane system
Molecular function (GO): Wnt-protein binding
Source: RefSeq, a predicted model, not a curated record